AUGGCUGCAUUUGUAACACCGCCUCUAGAUUUACACAACCAGUCAGCAAUGGCAAUUCCGGUUCAGUAUUGGAUACCCGAAGACCUUCAUUUUGUGCUGAGAAUGAGGCAUACCUUUGAAUCUCUUGGAUACCAAUCUGGUUUCUGUCUGUCUCAGUUGUUUUCAUUGAACAGAAAUGGUUCGUCUCUAUCGACUAUUCCUUCGAAGCAGUCCACCGUUCCAAUGCUGCCACCUCCUCCACUCUUCAAAUGGAGCCAGCAGCCACUUCCGACAGCAACUAAUCUGACGCUUGCUUCGCCUAAUUUUCAGAACCCGGUUAGACUUGGAUUUCAGCAACCCAAAGACGAAACCCACAUGUUCCUAUUGCCACAUUCGUUCGAAACCCGAAUGGAAGACAUGAUGGUUGAGCAUGAAAACGACAUCAAAUGCCCUAAUGGCUUGAGUUUCUUCAGUGCUCUCACCGGACGAACCGAAGACGCCAAGCUUUUAUUCAACUAUGAGAGCUUAGGGAACGAACCAGAAACAAACCAUCACCCGCUUAUACUCGAAGGAAAAGACUCGAAUCAACAUUCAGAUAGCUUGGAUAGUCAUCAGGAGAACUUUCCGAUACCCGCAAGAAUGGCAACGUCUUCAUCGUCGACUUCAGUCGAGCAUCAUCAGCACCAACCCGGGGAGUAUAGGAACUCCGAGCCCGGGAUGUACACGGAUGUCAUGGAAAUGUUCUUGGAAUGA
Molecule: messenger RNA, 732 nt
Organism: Hibiscus syriacus
Lineage: Eukaryota; Viridiplantae; Streptophyta; Magnoliopsida; Malvales; Malvaceae
Product: protein RICE SALT SENSITIVE 3-like
Exons: 2
Coding region: 1-732 (243 amino acids)
Source: RefSeq, a predicted model, not a curated record